AUGGCUGGCAAAGCCUCCCGGUGGGCCGUCAGCCAGGAGGACGUCGCCAAAGCGAAACAAGAACGUGAGGCCAAGCGCCGUGCCAAAGCCGCAAAGGCCGCCGCGCGCAAGGCCCAGGAAGAGACCGCCGCCCAGGCACAACCUCAAAGUCAACAGCCGGCUACCGAGAAUGGACCACCGACAAAGAGGCGAAGGGUGACGCCCGCUCCCGAUGCCGCGCACAACGGAGAUGACGAUGGCAGCCGCGGCACACCAAACGAGCACAGGCUGCUGAGGUUGCCGGGACCCCCGUUCGGCCGGUGCAGAAGCGUCGAGAACUAUGACAAGCUCAACGACAUUGAAGAGGGCGCCUACGGGUGGGUUGCGAGGGCGAAGGAACUCGCGACAGGAAGAGUGGUGGCCCUGAAAAGGUUAAAGAUCGACCCGAAAGAUCGGAGUGGCUUGCCAGUCACGGGGCUACGUGAGAUCCAGAUCCUCAAGGACUGCAACCACAGAAAUGUGGUGGAGAUGCAUGAGGUGGUGGUUGGUGACGACACCAGCAAGAUUGAAAACAUCUUUCUGGUGCUCGAGUUUCUUGAGCAUGAUGUCAAGAGCGUGUUGGAAGACAUGCCAGAGCCGUUUCUCUCGUCAGAGGUCAAGACGCUACUCCUACAACUCGCGGCAGGCGUGGAUUACCUCCACGAAAAUUUUAUCCUCCAUCGAGAUCUCAAAACCUCAAACCUCUUACUCAACAACCGCGGCCAGUUGAAGAUUGCAGAUUUUGGCAUGGCGAGGUACGUGGGCGACCCGCCGCCGAAACUGACACAGUUGGUGGUCACCCUAUGGUACCGUGCGCCAGAGCUUCUGCUCGGCACGAUCAAGUACGGUCAGGCGGUAGACAUGUGGAGCGUGGGGUGCAUAUUUGGCGAGCUGCUCACCCGUGAGCCAUUACUGCAAGGGAAGAACGAAGUCGACGAGCUGACAAAGAUAUUCGAGCUUUGCGGCGUGCCGACGGAGGAGACCUGGCCUGGGUUUCGGCGGCUGCCAAACGCGAGGUCUUUGAGGUUGCCCAAAAACCCACAGGCCGCCGGCUCCGUCAUCAGGGCGAGAUUUCCACUGCUCACUGCAGCGGGGAGCGCUUUGCUUUCAGGGUUGCUAUCGCUGGACCCGGACCGAAGGAUCACAGCCAAAGAGAUGUUGGCACAUGACUAUUUCAAGCAAGAUCCUAGACCAAAGCAUGAAAGCAUGUUCCCUACAUUUCCCAGCAAGGCUGGCCAGGAGCGGAGGCGACGCCGUGAUACGCCAAAUGCUCCUAUCCGGGGCCAAGCUGCUGAUCUUGGUGACGUCGAUUUUACUGGCAUUUUUGCACGCCGCGAGAAGGAAGAGAAAGGUGCCGGCUUUCAGCUUCGAAUGAUAUAG
This is a messenger RNA of Pyricularia pennisetigena, 1398 nucleotides long. RefSeq lists its product as uncharacterized. The transcript has a single exon. Gene Ontology annotation, cellular component: nucleus. The record is from RefSeq and is a predicted model, not a curated record. The coding region runs from base 1 to 1398 and encodes 465 amino acids. Gene Ontology annotation, molecular function: cyclin-dependent protein serine/threonine kinase activity; ATP binding. Gene Ontology annotation, biological process: protein phosphorylation; regulation of mitotic cell cycle. Lineage: Eukaryota; Fungi; Ascomycota; Sordariomycetes; Magnaporthales; Pyriculariaceae.